AUAUUUCAAGAUGAACUUCAAAAAAACCUUCAAAAAAAUUCUGAUAUACAGAAGUCUGAACCUGAAACAAUAACAUUUGAAAAUGAAAAUGAUGUUAAUGGUAAGGAUCCUUCGGCUUGUAAUGGUACUGAAAACUCAAGUCGAGAUGGGAGAGCUGUUAGAUUAUCCUAUGAUCAUAAGGGAAGUGAUCCUCAAGUAGCUAAAAGAAUUGUUGAAGCUGGUGGUUUUGUCAUGAAUAAUCGUGUUAAUGAUGUAUUGGCUGUGACGCGCUCACUGGGUGAUUGUUCAAUGAAAGAAUUUGUUAUAG
This is a messenger RNA of Dentiscutata erythropus, 307 nucleotides long. The record is from the annotation of a GenBank genome assembly. Lineage: Eukaryota; Fungi; Glomeromycota; Glomeromycetes; Diversisporales; Gigasporaceae.